Messenger RNA from Labeo rohita (rohu), 3163 nucleotides. Its product is annotated as interferon-induced very large GTPase 1. NCBI's taxonomy places the organism in Eukaryota, Metazoa, Chordata, Actinopteri, Cypriniformes, Cyprinidae. Bases 1281 to 2939 code for a protein of 552 amino acids. The transcript is spliced from 2 exons. The record is from RefSeq and is a predicted model, not a curated record.
GAUGUUCAGACAGAUGGAAAGAGAAAAACAAGAACAACAGAUUAAGAUCCUGAUGGACAGAGUCAGAGAAAGAGAAGAAGAGAUGAAGAAACUAGAAGAAGAGAAAGAGAGAAUAAAGAUGAUGAUGGAGGAGGAACGACAGAAUCAGGACAAAGAGAGAAAGAGAAGAGAAGAAGAGUUUAAUGAGAGAGAAGAACAAUAUAAAAGAGAAAUGAAGGAACAGGAGGAGCAGAUGAGAGACGAGAUGAAAAAAGAAAGAGAGAUGUUUAAAGAUGAAAUGAGACAAGAAAAAGAGACUGUGAAGAAAGAAAACUCUACACUUGGAAAUAGACAGACUGAUGAACAGAAUAGAGAAAGAAAGAGACAAUUAUGAAAAUGAGCGAAAAGAAAAGAUUAAAAGAAUUCAUUGAAAGAGAAGAGAGAUAUGGAAGAGAAAUGAAAGAGGAGAUGAAGACAGAACGAGAGAAAUGGGAGAAACAGGAACAAGAGGAAAAGACAAGAAGAAAAGAAGAGGAUGAGAAAAAAAAAAGAAAAAGACAAAGAGAUUCAAAGACUGCAGAGUGAAAUGGAGGAAAUAAUCAAAGAGAAAGAAAGAAUAGAACUAGAGGAUUUAGAGAAGAAACUAAAAGAAGAAAGAAACAUGAGAGAAGAUCAACAAAAGACUCUUGAAGACAAACUGAAAGUCCUUGAAGAACAGCAUGAAGAUGAACUGAAGAGAAGACGAGUGGAGUGGAGAGAGGAAUAUGAACGAGAGAAAGAGAAGAUGAUGAGGAAGAUCUGCUCUGAAACUGAUCAUUCACUACAGGUCACAGCUUACAGGAAACUGGAGACUGAAUACAGGAAGUGGACCUGGAGUCUUCGCAGAGCCAUGAUGGAAACUGAGAACAAAAUAUACAAUAAAAUAGAAAAUGAAGUGAUUCAUGAGGUUGAGGAAACUGAUCUUCACAGAGAACUGAAGAAGACAAGUGAAGAAGUGAAAAAAUCAAUGUCUGAAUUUCUUUGAGAAAGACAGAGACAAAUAUAUACUGAUUCAGUGGAAAACAUCAUUUGAAAUCAAAAUCAAAGAUAUUCAGGAAAACAUUGUGAGAGAAACAAAGAGGAAAUUAAAUGAGAUUCUUCAGCAACGAGACCUGAAGAAAAAGAUUGAUGAUCAGAGAAAACAUCAUGAAAACACUCUCUAUGAAAAGAGCAAAGAACUUGCCUUAAAACUCAGAGACAAAACAAAUGAUGAAAAAACACUGAAGAAAGAGUUUGAUUUAUUCUGGGAACAGAGUGUGAAGAUGAUUAUCAGAGACACUCCUGUAAUCAGAGACAUUGACAUAAUGAGAGAUGUGAGAGAGAUCCUCAGAGACGUCUAUAAAAGUGUUUCUGUAGAUCACUGGAGGGAGAACAGGAAUAUUUUCACUGUGCAGUGUUAUUCAUAUUAUGUACAGUUAAAGGAAUUCAGUGAAUUAACAAGACCUUUUAAAGGUAUAUUAGGAUCAAUUAAAGAGAUUUUUGGUUGUUUUCUGUAUAAAGAGGAUGAAGCUCAAAUAAGAUCAUUCGUCACAGAUGUUGUUCAGCAGACAGACAAAAUGAUUCAGUCAUUUAACAUUUCAAAGAUUGGCUACAACAUCAGCUACAUUCAACAACUCACAGAUUACAUCAAAACAAGAGUAAGAGAACAUGAGGAAGGACCAGUGAGAUAUGUGUUCAAGAGUGAAUUCUUCAUAGAUUUGGUUCUUUCCAUCUGUAAAAAAGCAAACAAGAUGAUCAUUGACCAACACAGACUGUUCAGGGAAGCCAAUGAUCCUGUAAUAUAUGCUGAGAAGAAGAGAGAAGAGUACUAUAGUAUUUUCCAAAAAUACUGUCAUGGAGCAACAUCAGCUGUUAUUUUUGGUGAGAUCAUCUGUCAGAAACUGAAAGAGCCCAUUGAGCAGAGCAUCUACAAGAAAACUGCCAGAGAUCUGACAGAUGAAAUGAGAUCAAACUGUGAAUCACUGAAUGGAAACAGAUCAAAUCUGGAGAAACACAUCCUGAAGACACUGGCAGAACAGGAGGAUUUUAACAAAUACAUGAACUACAUUCAUAAUCCCAGAGAUCACUUCAAGAGUUUCAUCAGAGAUGAAGUCAGUCGGUUCAUCACUGAUCAGUUCAGUGUCAGUGUUUUACCCAAGAUGAAGGAGAACAUUGAACUCCUGCAGCAGAAGAUCAUGAAAGCAGCUCAUGAAUCUACUCAACAUGUUGAAGAGAACAGAGGAGAUGUUGGUUUGUGGUUGAAGAGUUUCACACAGCAGAUCUCAGAUGAGCUGAUCUUCUCUGAAAAAGACCUCACUGGAGUCAAACAUGAUGAUGUUGAUGUGAAACUCCUAGAAGAUGUGAUAGAAAAAGAACUUCAUGCUGUAAUGUCUGACAUCAGCAGCAGAUUCAGCACAAAGUCAUUUCCAGUAAAGCUGGACUAUAAGUUCAGACCAGAUGAGCUUCUGAUUGAUCACUUGUGUCAGUGCUGUUGGGUUCAGUGUCUGUUCUGUAAAUCAAUCUGCACAAACACCACAGAAAACCAUCAUGGAGAUCACAGUGCUCCUCACCACAGAGUGACUGGAAUUAACGGCACAUCUUACAAUUCAAGCCUCUGUACUGAUAUUUGCACAAAUUUAGUGGCAGAUAAUCUUAAUGUUCAAAUCAAAAUAGAAGGGCCACAAAAUGCCAUCUGGAGCAUCACGCCUGGCCUCUCUAAUCUAACCUACUGGAAGUGGUUUGUGUGCAAUUCCAGCAAGAUCUGGAAAAAUACUACAAUAAAACAUUUAGAGAGAGUGGUGCGAUUCCUAAUGAAUGGAGAAAAUACACAAAACAGGAUGCAAUUAAGAGUUUGGAUCAAUACAUGUAAUGGAGAAGAUGAAGAAAGAGACUCUUGUGUCUCCUGUCAGAUUCAGAUCACAGUCAGAAAUGAGUUUCAUUGAGACUCUGAGCUCAUCUACACUUCAGAAAAUCAGAGAUUCAUCAAAUACAAACAAUAAUUUAAGACAAGAUUCAUAUUCUUAAGACAUGCAUGAUGGAUAAAUCUUAAAAUGUUUGAUGUAUAUUACAGUUUAUUACUGAUCAAACGACUUAAUCUCUAUUAUGAACCAAAACAACAACAGCAACAACAAAAACAUAUAAGGAUAUUAAUGAUAAAGCCUGUUGA